Heterotrigona itama is the source of this 4158-nucleotide messenger RNA. NCBI's taxonomy places the organism in Eukaryota, Metazoa, Arthropoda, Insecta, Hymenoptera, Apidae. The record is from the annotation of a GenBank genome assembly.
CGACAACACGUUAUCUCUCUAAGGUUUCUAUUAACUGACAGUCGAUCAUCUGUCAAACUCGUAGAAAAUGGAUAUGACCACGGAGCAUACUCUCCUUUGUCACGUACCCACUUGUGACGAAUGAGCUGCCGCCUGUGGGUUGAUACCCAUGUGAUAUUUAAUUCCUGAAAUUUUUUCAUAAAAACAAAAAUACUACUCUGUAAUUCUGCGCAUACGAAUUUAUGUUUAUUUUCUGUGAUAUUUUAGGGGAUCUGUUAUUAGUGAUAGCAUGAAACGUAAGAUAUAACGGCGCAUUAAUUCAAAUAUGGCGUACGCAGGGAAAUUGCUCGUUCGUGAUUGGUCAAAUGGAAACGCUUCUUGCGCGUCACAAAGCAGGCUGGAAUCCACCAACAACUCGUCAGUACUCCCGAAAGCAGAGUGGUGAUUGGACGUGACGUGUCCGAGUCUGUCAUCGAGUUACUAUGUAAUUGUUUAUUUCGUUGGAAAACGUGUAAUUAUGAAUUGAAUAAACAUCAGUAUCGUGAAAACGAAAUUCAUACGUUGCACUUUUGUACGUUGCAUUCAUUGCGCACAAGAGUCGAUUUGUUUCGACGGAUCCGGUCUAGAACGUUCGCGUCUCGUGUUUGUCUCGUUCGUAAUUAUGCAUGGUAAAUUGUUGACGAGAAGUGAAAUCGUUUGCCUGUAACAUGUCAGAAAGUAGACUUGAUAUGGAUAUUGAUAAUCAAAGCGAGGACGGUGAAAUAAAGAAAAGCCCUUCGAAAGACAUGGACGACUUCAGCUUUUCAGAGGAGGAUGGGGGAGAUACAGCAGACUCUUUGGACAUAAAACCGCCACAGGCUAUCGUUCGACAUCACAAAUCUAAUUCGUCGCGAAGGAGGGACAAACACAGCGAUAGAAGAGAUCGCAGGGAAGAGAAAGAGAGAAAGUCUAGGCAUCAUGAUCGCGGGGAAGACAGACACAGAGACAAGCACAGACAUCGUAGACAUGGUGUGGACAUUUUGGAAAGGUCAGAACGUUCAGAUGGUUCCAAAAGAGAUAGGGAAAGACUUGAAAGGCUAGAAAGGAUGGAGAGUCACAGAGACAGAGAAUCUAGACACGACAGGAAAGAGAGAAGUACAGGGGAUCGUGUUUUGGAGGAUCUGAGAGAGAGAUUAUUAGAUAAAAGAAGAGAGAGGCGAGAGGACUCUCGAGAUAUUCGUGAUUAUAAAAUGGAGACUCGCCGCGAGAUCCGUUUGGAGGACACACGAGAGUUACGUGAGUCGCGUGAGCGUCGAGAAAUACGAUUGGAGGAUAUGCGAGAACGUCGCGAGACUCGUACCAUCGAUGACAUCAGAGAACGUCGUGAAAUUCGAAUGGAAGAGCACAGGCAUAUGAGGGUAAUGGAGGAGCAAUACUCCGAAACGGAGUUAAUGGAACGACCCGAGAGAAGUGAGAAACGUCACAAGAGGUCGCACAAGCACGAUCGGCUUCGUGAGAGAGACCGGGAAAAAGCGGAGCGCGAGAAAGAGCACAGGGAAAAGCAGCUGCGCGAGGCAAUGGAGAUCGUCACGGAUGAGCCAGAUGAUAUGGAAAUCAACGAAAUACCGAUACAACCAAAGGAUCCGAAGGAAAUGACCGAACAGGAACUUAGGAAAGAAAGACUGUUGGAAGCUGACAGGGAGAUGGCCAGAAGGAAAGAAGUUUCUCGGUUAGAGUUGGAAGCGCGACGAAUGAAAAGGGGUGAAAAACGACCUUUGAGUCCGGAUAAUGAUCAAGAUCCUUCUAUCGUAGAAUUAUCCGACGAGAGCCCAAGUCCCGCUCAUUCAGACGAAGUUCGUUCUAAGUCCAUCGAAUCUAGACACUCGUCCGAUGGAGAGAGAAGUAUACGCGAAAGAUCCUCCGAUCGACAUUCUUCCGAUUCAUCUGAAUCCAGCAGCGACGACGACGACGAAUCGAACGACUCAAAUAAAGGUUCCAAUGCUGAUUCCAACGAUGGUUCUGAUUACAAUAAUCCAAGUCCCUUGUCUGUUGAUCGGUUGGCGAAAUCUGAUCAUUCCGAUGGAGAGUCGCCUGGACACGUGGAUUCAAAUAGCGCGUCGAAGAACGUAGAGGAAGAGGAAGAGAAAAAGGAGGAGGAAGAGCCUGAAUUACCACCGUACUUGCCAGCAAUUCAAGGUUGCAGGAGCGUAGAAGAAUUUCAGUGUUUGAAUCGUAUCGAGGAAGGUACAUAUGGUGUAGUGUACAGAGCACGUGACAAACGCACGGACGAAAUUGUUGCUCUGAAACGACUGAAAAUGGAGAAAGAAAAAGAAGGCUUCCCGAUAACCAGCCUCAGAGAAAUAAAUACUCUGUUGAAAGCUCAGCAUCCGAAUAUUGUUACUGUCCGAGAAAUAGUUGUUGGCAGUAACAUGGAUAAGAUAUUCAUUGUAAUGGAUUACGUGGAACAUGAUUUGAAGUCAUUAAUGGAAACGAUGAAGCAGAAGAAACAGGUUUUCAUACCAGGAGAAGUCAAGUGUCUUAUGCAACAAUUGUUAAGGGCAGUAGCACAUUUGCACGACAAUUGGAUUCUCCAUCGAGAUUUGAAAACGUCGAACUUAUUGCUAAGUCAUCGAGGUAUUUUGAAAGUUGGUGAUUUUGGUUUAGCGCGAGAAUACGGUUCUCCUUUGAGACAAUAUACUCCGAUUGUUGUAACGCUUUGGUAUAGAGCUCCUGAAUUGCUACUGAGUGGGAAAGAAUAUAGCACUCCCAUCGAUAUGUGGUCGGUCGGAUGCAUCUUUGCAGAGUUAUUAAGAAUGGAGGCAUUAUUCCCAGGUAAAUCCGAGAUCGAUCAAUUAAAUAGGAUAUUCAAAGAAUUAGGUACGCCAAACGAUCGGAUAUGGCCAGGAUAUAGUAAACUGCCGAUGGUGCAGAAAAUUCCAUUUGCUCAUUAUCCCGUAAACAAUUUGAGACAACGUUUCAGCUUAUCCUUAUCAGAUUUAGGCAUCGAAUUGUUAAACAAAUUUCUUACGUACGAUCCUCAACAACGGAUCUCGGCGGAAGAUGCUUUGAAACAUGGUUACUUCACAGAAGCACCAUUACCAAUAGAUCCACAAAUGUUCCCUACAUGGCCAGCCAAGUCGGAGCUUGGCGUACGAACGGCGAAUGCUUCGCCUAAACCACCAAGUGGUGGAAAAGAAUACAAACAGUUGGGGGACGGAGACGACGCUGAUUUGAGUAACUCUGGUUUUCACAUGGGUCUUAUGGAAGGCGGUAGACAACCGCCUAUCGGUGGUGGUUUCCACUUGAAGUUUUAAAUACAUGAUAUUUAAAUACAUAUGAUAAAGUUAAAACAAGAGUGAUUGCUUUUUCUAUGGAAUAAACUUUAUACGUAAAUUUCGAAGUACUUGCUGCUUUGCAUUUGAAAUUACAUAGGAUAAGAAAGGAUAUUGAAAAAUGAAAAUCGUCAGAAAUUCCAUGAAAAGAAGGAUUGUAAUAAAAGAUUUUAAUGUUAGAAUUUAUACUGUUUUGUUGUAUGACAUUAAAUCUCUUCUUUCAAACGAACAUUUUGAAACACACUCUUGGAAGGAAGAGUUUAUAUUUUAUUUUAUCUAACACACAGUCGUAACUCGUUGCAGCUAGGAAAAAGAGAUACGAUUUAUUAAAAAAUUGUCAACAAGGAUAUAAUUCUUCUAGUUUAUUGAAUUCAGUAUGUUACAAGCCUAGAAGCUUCUCUGAAAUGUAUACAUUAAAUAAAGUGUAACAUUGUUGCCAAUAAAUGUCAGUAAUUUUACUUUCCAGCAUUGUUCAUGUUCUUCGGUAAGCCCAGUAGCGAAUUUAUGAGUUCGGAGUUGCGCUUAGAGUGAUGACAGGGGCAGGGUGGCAACGUCAGCAGUCUUGCAAGUUGCAAAUCAUUGUUCUGAAAGCACACCAUUCCUUUGCCGUAUGGAAAAUUCAUUCCCAACACGUUCCUAUAAGAGUCUUCGGUUGUUCCCAGUGUAGGGUACGUGAUUCCCAGCAUCAUAAUUAAGAUCAAUACAUAUUUCAUCGAUGCCAUGCUGUUUCCUUCGUUUCUUUAGAGAACUGUCGCGAAUGCUGUUUCUGUUGCCGUGCAAGACAAAUCUGUCCUGAGACCCCGAGGCUACGAUACUUUUAUACAGGCGAUGACCAUGGGGGGUUGAAAUCUGUCCACGACAGACGGAU